Molecule: messenger RNA, 1348 nt
Organism: Condylostylus longicornis
Lineage: Eukaryota; Metazoa; Arthropoda; Insecta; Diptera; Dolichopodidae
Product: adenosine 5'-monophosphoramidase HINT3
Exons: 5
Coding region: 160-567 (135 amino acids)
Molecular function (GO): catalytic activity
Source: RefSeq, a predicted model, not a curated record
UUUGUUUAUUUGUUUAAUGUAAAUUUUUAUAAAUCAUACUUGUAAACUGACAGUGCUGAGAAAUUAAGAAUCCUUAUAUUUUGCAUGACCCAUGUAUAAUAAAACGUAUAAUAUAGGUGUUUGACAAAUAAAGUGAAAACAUUUUAAACGUAAUUUAUAAUGAAUCCCAAUUGUAUUUUUUGCAAAAUAGUGGAUGGCAAGACGGAAACCGUAAUAGAAUUCGAAAAUGAGGAAAUAGUAAUUUUUAAGGAUAUUAAACCUGCUUCAGACUAUCAUUUUUUGGCAGUGAGCAAAGUCCAUAUUGAUAAUGUGAAGUCAUUAAAAGUAGAAGACAAACCUUUAAUCGUUAAUAUGGAGAUAUCUCUUAAAGAACAUAUAAAAAGUAAAGGAGUGGAUGAAAGUGAUUCCUUAUUUGGUUUUCAUUGGCCUCCAUUUAAUAGUGUAAAACAUCUUCAUAUGCAUGGAAUUGCUCCAGUUUCAAAAAUGUCCGUGCUUACAAAAAUGGUUUACAAACCAGGAAGUCCAUGGUUUUCUACAUCUGAAUAUGCUCAAAACUGGCUAAAAUAGAUUAUCUGAAUCAAAUCAAAGAUUUGUGUUGAAAGUUAACAAAAUCUAUAUUCAACAAAAAACAAAAUUCAGAUAAUAGUUCCUGUAGAUAAUACUAUGUGUAGAUUAAGCAAAUAGUUACUUCCUAUUUCUUAAAACGAUGUGAUUGUUAAAAUUAAAACAAAAUGGUGCAAACAAAUUAUUUUAAUUUGAUAAAAGUGUGAAUUAUAUAAUGUCUGUAAAUUUAAUAAAUAUUUGAAUUGUUUUGUAAGUUAUAAACUGAUAGUAUGUGUGAUAGUAUAUGUUAUUAAAGUAACUAUUUUGGGAAAUGGAGAACGAUUAAAAUUUGAAAGAAUAGCAUAUUAUUACAAUUUUUUUUAAUAUGUGUUUAGGUACAACCUAUUUAUCGUAAUUUGGAUAGUGCAGGUUUUACAAUAAUGCUAAUUUAAAUGCUAAACAAAUUUUUUCUAGCUUAAUAGGCCAGAAAGACAAAUAAAAACAUAAUUCAUUCAAAAAAUUCUAGAUGAUUUUCAACUUCUUUCUUGAACUUUGUUGUAGAAAGUUAGCAAUAGGCUAGAAAUUUUGAGGAUGGUAAUAAUUAUGCUUGUAAUUAUAUUUAUAAGACAAGUUGACCAUGUAUUAAGUUUUGGUUUUAAAUGCAGCUUAAAGGCGGAUUCAAAAUUUUGCUGCUGAUAAUACAGAAUACUACCAGAAUUAUUGUAUUAAGUUUAAACAAAAAUUGGCAACGCCUAAUGAUUUGUCAACAGAACAAGCAGCUCAACGGUAAAAUCAAUUGUUUGAU